AUGUUCUCAUUUCCGUGCGUCGGCUGCUACUUCGAAUGGCGGCACCAAUGGUCAUCCGACCGCCGCUACUUUUUCCUUUUCUUAGCUGACAGAACGUUUCUUCUCAGACUGUAAAGUAAUCCGUUAAUGAAGUGUUGUUAGUUAAGUUUCCUUGCUGUUUGGGUCCCUUAGGAAGAACAUCUUUGGUUUCGUUACCGAGUUCACCGUUAAAUCUUCCCAUUUCUUCACAAUGACCCGACCUGCUGAUCACGAGGAACUUGUGAUAAUGGAAGUUAGACUUGUGCGAUAAUUUUAGACAGCUCGAUGAAGUAAAACCAAGUGAAACUUCUCAAAACUGACCAGUGUGUGAGUUGAUUUUCUGUCGACAUACAUCAAAGAAGAAAAAGAAAGUGACUGAUAUCAUGGACUGAUAGGCAGUAGUAUGUGGCCGAGAUUAAGACGAUCCCGUCGUCUGUCGACGAUCAUUUUCUUGAUCGUUGUACUCGUUGGCACGCUUCUUAUUUGGUCUUGGAGUGGAGAGAAAAGCAUUGAUCGGCGAGAUGAUUUUAUCUUAUUACGAUCACAUGACGAUCAAAAAGAUUACAUUGAUCGUCGAGGAAUUCACGUAGUAGUCGGUCACUACAUAGGAGAUUCUGUAGAUCCAUUGAAAACUCCAAAUAUCACGAAAGAUGUGAUUAAUCAAAAUUUAUUCGAUCCGCGACCAUUCGAAGGUAAAAAUGGAGAACCCGUAGUAAUACAUCCAAAAGAUUUUUACAAGAUGCAACAAUUAUACCAAAUUAAUCGGUUUAAUUUAAUGGCUAGCGAUAGGAUACCGUUAAAUCGUUCUUUACCCGACGUCAGGAAAAAGAAAUGCAUCUCCAGAUAUGCAAAUUUGGGUAAAUUACCGAAAACAUCGAUCAUCAUAGUAUUUCAUAACGAAGCAUGGAGCACUCUGUUAAGGACAGUGCAUAGUGUCAUUGAUAGAUCUCCGAGAGAAUUAUUAGAAGAGAUUAUUCUUGUCGACGACAACAGUGAAAGAGAAUUCCUGAAGAAUCCUUUGGACGAAUAUGUGAAGAAACUAAGUGUGCCCACGAAAGUUUUACGAUCCACUGAACGUGUAGGAUUGAUAAAGGCAAGACUUUUGGGAGCGAGUGAUGCUAAGGGCGAAGUUCUCACUUUUCUCGAUGCCCACUGCGAAUGUACGGUUGGAUGGUUGGAACCACUGCUCGAGGCAGUCGGUAAAAACGCAACGAGAAUAAUUUCUCCGGUAAUCGACAUCAUAAAUGAUAAUACGUUCAGUUACACAAGAUCGUUUGAGCUCCACUGGGGCGCAUUCAACUGGGACUUGCACUUUCGCUGGCUGACUUUGAACGGCCGUCUAUUGAAGGAGAGGCGCGAGAGCAUCGUCGAGCCGUUUCGAACGCCCGCAAUGGCAGGUGGAUUAUUUUCAAUGAAUAGAAAUUAUUUUUUCCAAUUAGGCAGCUACGACGAUCAAAUGCGUAUUUGGGGAGGGGAGAAUUUGGAAUUGUCAUUCCGAGCUUGGCAAUGCGGUGGCAGUAUCGAGAUCGCCCCUUGUUCUCAUGUCGGGCAUCUCUUUCGAAAGUCCUCUCCGUACACCUUCCCGGGCGGUGUCGGUGAUAUUUUAUACGGCAAUCUCGUUAGAGUCGCCUCCGUAUGGAUGGAUCAAUGGGCGGAGUUCUACUUCAAGUUCAAUCCUGAGGCAGCGAGAUUGAGAUAUAAGCAGCAAGUUCGCUCGAGGUUAGCUUUACGCGAGAAACUGCAGUGUAAAAGCUUCGAAUGGUACUUAGAAAACGUGUGGCCCGAACACUUUUUUCCUACGGAUGACCGAUUUUUCGGCAGGGUAAUACACGCUACAACAAAUAGAUGCCUUAUGCGGCCGACCGCGAAAGGUUCUUACACGCAACCGUCAGGACACGCGGUCCUACACUCGUGUAUACCGCGGCCGAUGCUCAGCCAGAUGUUUGUGAUGACUAAAAACGGAGUGAUAAUGACGGACGAGAGUGUGUGCUUGGAUGCACCGGAACGAGAUACGCAGCAAAAAACGCCGAAAGUAAAGAUAAUGGCAUGCAGCGGUCGCGACAGACAAAAGUGGCAAUACGACAAACAAACAAAGGUACUUUUGCACGUGCCCUCUGGAAUGUGCCUUCAAGCAACAACGAAUAGUGAUACACCCGAAAUAGCGGCUUGCACUAAGAAUGUUGAUCAACAAUGGAUCUUAAAAUCCGUCCCUUGGAAGUGAUGACGACGCACUGCGUUAUCUGCAAAGAAGAGAAGAAUGGCAGUGCCUUAAUGAACUCAGUCUACGAGUAACAAUAUAUACUCUCAUCGCGACGUGCCAAACUGAGGCGACAGCGUUGGCACGCGUGUCUCUCUGAUUUCAAUGGAGAGUUAAUAUUUUUGUACUUUUAUACUGGCAGAAACAGAUAUGUUUACUCUGUGACAGGGUUUAAAUUGUACAAUCGAAAAAAGAAAAAAAUGAGAACA
Harpegnathos saltator (Jerdon's jumping ant) is the source of this 2484-nucleotide messenger RNA. Its product is annotated as polypeptide N-acetylgalactosaminyltransferase 1. The transcript has 11 exons. Gene Ontology annotation, molecular function: polypeptide N-acetylgalactosaminyltransferase activity. The record is from RefSeq and is a predicted model, not a curated record. Gene Ontology annotation, biological process: protein O-linked glycosylation. Gene Ontology annotation, cellular component: Golgi apparatus. Bases 422 to 2239 code for a protein of 605 amino acids. NCBI's taxonomy places the organism in Eukaryota, Metazoa, Arthropoda, Insecta, Hymenoptera, Formicidae.